AUGGUGGGAAUACCAGAUGGAAUUCAUACUUUCCAAGACUUUGUUCGUGGAGGGUUGAUUGAGUAUCUUGAUGUUAAUGAACAGAACAAUGCCCUGAUUGCAUUAUAUGAGGGAGAGGCCACAUCUGAAACAACCCAUAUUGAGAUAGAGCCUUUCACCAUCUUAGGCGUCUGUGCUGGGUUAAUUCCAUAUCCUCAUCAUAAUCAGUCACCAAGAAAUACCUAUCAGUGUGCUAUGGGUAAGCAAGCUAUGGGAAGCAUUGCAUACAACCAGUUUUCUCGAAUGGACUCCGUACUUUACCUGUUGCUUUAUCCUCAACGGCCUUUAUUGACAACAAGGACAAUUGAGCUGGUUGGAUAUGAUAAGCUUGGAGCUGGUCAGAAUGCUACUGUUGCUGUGAUGAGUUAUAGUGGCUAUGAUAUAGAGGAUGCUAUUGUGAUGAACAAGUCAUCUCUGGAUCGUGGGUUUGGUCGUUGUAUUGUCAUGAAGAGUUACACUGCCAUUUAUCAGAAGAAUUAUGAGAACGGUACAUCAGAUAGAGUACUUAGGCCACAAAGAACAGGACCUGGUUCAGAAAGGAUGCAGAUACUGGAUGAUUAUGGACUUGCUGCUCCUGGGGAGAUAAUUAAGCCAAAUGACAUCUAUAUCAAUAAGGAAUCUCCUAUUCAUACCACAGGGCAACGUGUCCCCGCAGAUGGACAGCAAGAUAUUGCAUAUAAACCUGCUAAACAAACAUUUAAAGGUCCCGAGGGAGAGUCUUGUGUGGUAGAUAGAGUUGCCUUUUGCUCUGAUAAGAGUGAGAAUUUAUGUAUCAAGUUUAUAAUUCGCCAUACACGUAGACCGGAGGUUGGUGACAAAUUUAGUAGCAGACAUGGGCAGAAAGGUGUUUGUGGCACCAUCAUUCAACAGGAAGAUUUCCCAUUUUCUGAAACUGGCAUCUGUCCUGAUUUAAUCAUGAAUCCUCAUGGUUUUCCAAGUCGGAUGACAAUAGGUAAGAUGAUAGAGCUUCUUGGGGGUAAAGCUGGAGUUUCGUGUGGUAGGUUUUAUUAUGGAAGUGCCUUUGGAGAAGCAAGUGGUCAUGCAGACAGGGUUGAAGCUAUAAGUGAAACACUUGUGAAGCGUGGUUUUAGCUACAACGGCAAGGACUUCCUUUACUCAGGUAUCACAGGUUGCCCACUACAAGCAUAUAUCUUCAUGGGGCCAAUUUACUACCAGAAAUUAAAACAUAUGGUUCUGGAUAAAAUCCAAGCCAGAGGCAGUGGGCCCCGAGUUAUGCUAACUAGGCAGCCUACUGAAGGCAGAGCCCGAAAUGGAGGACUGCGUGUUGGAGAAAUGGAACGUGAUUGCCUGAUUUCUUAUGGAGCUAGCCUGUUGAUUUUUGAGCGCCUAAUGAUCUCUAGUGAUCCUUUGGAAGUUCAGGUUUGUAGAAAGUGUGGUUUGUUAGGAUAUUUCAGUCAUAAGCUGAAAAGAGGGAUUUGUUCUUCCUGUAGUAAUGGAGAUAAUAUCUCUAUGAUUAAGUUGCCAUAUGCUUGCAAGCUCUUAUUUCAGGAACUGCAAUCAAUGAACAUUGUUCCUCGCAUCAAUUUAGCAGAACCAUAA
This is a messenger RNA of Theobroma cacao (cacao), 1599 nucleotides long. The record is from RefSeq and is a predicted model, not a curated record. NCBI's taxonomy places the organism in Eukaryota, Viridiplantae, Streptophyta, Magnoliopsida, Malvales, Malvaceae.